CCCAAGAUGGCGGAGCGGUGCCGAGCGGCGGCGCCGUCCUACCAUGUUGGGGUUUAUUUCGGCUCGUCAGGCCGGGCUCGACGAUCCCUCGCGGCUGCGCCGGGCUGAGUCCACACGCAGAGUUCUGAGUUUAGAAUUAAAUAAAGAUAGAGAUGUGGAAAGAAUACAUGGCAGUGGUAUUAACACCCUUGAUAUUGAGCCUGUUGAGGGAAGAUACAUGUUAUCAGGUGGCUCGGAUGGUGUUAUUGUUCUUUAUGACCUUGAAAACUUGAGCAGAAAACCAAAUUACACAUGUAAAGCACUUUGUUCUGUGGGAAGGAGCCAUCCUGAUGCACAUAAAUUCAGUGUGGAGACAGUCCAGUGGUAUCCUCAUGAUACUGGAAUGUUUACAUCAAGCUCAUUUGAUAAAACCUUGAAAAUAUGGGAUACUAACACUUUACAACCUGCAGAUGUAUUUCAGUUUGAGGGAACAGUCUAUUGCCAUCACAUGUCUCCAUUUGCUACAAAACAUUGUUUAAUAGCAGUUGGUACCAAAAGCCCCAAAGUACAGCUCUGUGACUUGAAGUCUGGAUCCUGUUCUCACAUUCUGCAGGGUCACAGGCAAGAAGUACUGGCAGUAUCUUGGUCCCCACGUCAUGAAUAUGUUUUGGCAACAGCAAGUGCUGACAGUAAAGUAAAAUUAUGGGAUGUGAGGAGAGCAUCAGGAUGUCUGACUACACUUGAUCAACACAAUGGAGAAAAGUCGAAAGCAUCUUCUGAGGCAGUAAACACAGCUCACAAUGGGAGAGUUAAUGGUUUAUGCUACACAAGUGAUGGCCUUCAUCUCUUGACUGUUGGUACAGAUGAUCGGAUGAGACUUUGGAACAGCUCCACUGGAGAAAAUACGUUAGUUAACUAUGGCAAAGUCUGUAAUGAAAGUAGAAAAGGACUUAAAUUCAGCGUCUCUUGUGGCUGUAGUCCAGAGUUUGCCUUUGUCCCAUAUAAAACUACCAUUGCUGUUUAUACAGUUUUCUCAGGAGAAUUGAUAACUAUGCUUCGAGGUCAUUAUAAUACUGUUGACUGCUGUGUAUUUCAACCUAACUUUCAGGAACUUUAUAGUGGUAGCAAAGACUGCAAUAUCCUUGCGUGGAUACCAGCUCUUCGAGAACCAGUUCUUGAUGAUGUUUCAGAGAAGUCUCUGCGUCGGCAGCACUUAAAUCCAGCGUAUGAAGAUGCGUGGAGCAGCAGUGAUGGCGAAGACUGAAUUUCAAUUACAUGCUGAUACAACAUUGACAUUCAGGCACUGCAUUCAAGGACUUUAUCUGGAUAUUGGUAGAUUUAUUGUGACGGGAUUCCUGAUACUGUUCUCUUAAAGCAGAGUCAGAAACGA
Lagopus muta (rock ptarmigan) is the source of this 1369-nucleotide messenger RNA. It is a transcript of the gene ERCC8, whose product is annotated as ERCC excision repair 8, CSA ubiquitin ligase complex subunit. Gene Ontology annotation, molecular function: protein binding. Bases 44 to 1243 code for a protein of 399 amino acids. The transcript has 12 exons. Gene Ontology annotation, biological process: transcription-coupled nucleotide-excision repair; proteasome-mediated ubiquitin-dependent protein catabolic process; protein polyubiquitination. NCBI's taxonomy places the organism in Eukaryota, Metazoa, Chordata, Aves, Galliformes, Phasianidae. Gene Ontology annotation, cellular component: Cul4A-RING E3 ubiquitin ligase complex; nucleotide-excision repair complex. The record is from RefSeq and is a predicted model, not a curated record.